Molecule: messenger RNA, 1272 nt
Organism: Aspergillus homomorphus CBS 101889
Lineage: Eukaryota; Fungi; Ascomycota; Eurotiomycetes; Eurotiales; Aspergillaceae
Exons: 1
Coding region: 234-980 (248 amino acids)
Source: RefSeq, a predicted model, not a curated record
ACACAAUUUCCACACGGCUCACGCAUGUUAAUACGAUAAUCACGGUACUCGUCUAGACGCUUUCCUGUUCACCACGGCCUGGCGCUGCUUGUCUUUUCCUUUGGCUGAAGUACUUGCCGGUUUAUACUAUACCACUCCACGAGACCUCAUCUAUCUACGAGACUGCCACUACAUACACUAUACCAACACCAUACCAAGAGCUUCAACUACAGACCUACAUCCACAACAUCAAAAUGACCUCAACGGAAGCACCUCAUCUCCUCCGCUACGCCUCCCGCCUCACUUCCUCCACAACAACCAUCAACCCCCGUCUACCCCCAAUCGCCCGCCACACAACCAGCACCACCACAUCCUCAGCCUCCACAUCCACCAUAAUCCCCACACACAUCGUCCUCCUCUCGCGCAACAAGCUGCAGCGCGAGACAGCAACCAAGAGCCCGGACCUCCGCCGCUGCCUCGCCCACCAGCGACUCCUCCACCGCUCCAUCCAAGCCGCGCAACAAGCCGUGCGCGCACAGCUGGCAGCCGCUACCCUGGAAGACGAAGACGCCAUCGACGAGGAAGAGGAGUACGAAGAUCAGUACUCCACCCCAAGCAGCUCCCCCUCCGAAACAGCCCCGGUCACGGUCAUCCGCGAGCAGAUCACCGGCGCCGUCAAGGCCAUGGUCCGGCGGCGGGCUGCUUCCGCCUCCGCUUCUACCUCUCCCUACUCCAGAGAACUAGGAUCCAGUGCAGAGGGAAUGAAGCGUGGAUCUUCGCAACAAAAUCUACCCCUGCUAGGCGCUACGAACGGUAGCGAGGGGGUGAGCGCUGUGCCCGGGGAUAACCACGGAUUCAGUGGAAGUGGGACUGGAGAGAGCGCGCGGGUAGUCGUGCUGCGCAAGACGAAGCGGUAUACCUCACGGAUUGUGUUUGGGCGCAGGCGGUGGCCGCUUUAUGGGCUUGGGCAUGGGCAUGGGCCGCCUGCUUUGGUUAGCUGACACGCGUUGAGGGGAUGUCUCUUUGUAUCGUAUUAUAUGGAGACGAGACGACCACUGGAUCUUGUCGCGGGUUUGGGUCGGGUGGCUGGUGUGAUAUCUAUUUUUCUUUUCUUCAGUAUUAUCUGUGUGGAUUGGGUGGCAGUAUAAUAUCUAUUUUCAUCAUUGUGAUAAGAAAGUGUUGUGUAUUUCUGACUGUUUGGCGGUUUCGCCACCGGAAGCUAUUGUACUGUACCUAUGUGAUAAACCUCGAUGGGUCAUUGACUUGAUUGGCCAAUGUAUGUGAAUUAUGCAC